Molecule: messenger RNA, 6101 nt
Organism: Strongylocentrotus purpuratus (purple sea urchin)
Lineage: Eukaryota; Metazoa; Echinodermata; Echinoidea; Camarodonta; Strongylocentrotidae
Gene: anks6
Product: ankyrin repeat and SAM domain-containing protein 6
Exons: 14
Coding region: 192-2873 (893 amino acids)
Molecular function (GO): protein binding
Source: RefSeq, a predicted model, not a curated record
UACUUGAUACUUGAUCAUGCUAAUGGAGUAAUUGGAGUUAUCCCUUUGGCAGCUCACUCAAGAAGCUAUACUGGGAGAGAAGGUGAGGCGAGUAACUGCAAGGAGUGCCACGAGUACAAGGAAUAAAGUAGAGAAAUGGAUUUCAAGUGAGAAGAACCCUAGGAAACUGAGAAUGAGAAGAAACACCAAGUAUGGUGGAUGGGGAUUACCAUGACCUGCCCAGGCAGUUAAUCUCAGCAUGUGAAUGCGGGGACAUUGACACCGUCCAACAGCUUCUGGAUGAUGAGGCAGCUGCCAUCGAAGUCGACUGCGAUGGAGGGGAAGGCUUCACCCCUCUCCAGAUAGCGGCAGCCAACGGCCAUGAGAGCAUCGUUCGCCUGCUGCUCAUGCGCGGUGCCGGACUGGACACCCAAAACAACUACGGCUGGACAGGCCUCAUGCAAGCAGCCUACCAUGGCUACACCAACAUCGUUGUCCUACUUCUACAGAACAAAGCCAAUCCGUCCAUGAGGAACAAGAUGGGCGCAACGGCCCUGACACUCACUGCCUUUAAAGGACACUCAGACAUAGUGAACAUAUUCCUAGACCUAUCGGGAGUGGACGCCAAUGACCAUCAGAUAGGGGAUAUGUAUGGACAGGUCUUAACCCCUGCGAUGGCAGCCAUCAUGAAGGGUCAUCAAGCCAUCCUGCGCCAACUCAUGGACAGGGGUAGUGACCAGUUCUUCACGGAUCAUGGAACCGGUUGGACCCUGCUUAUGGUCGCUGCACUGAGUGGACAUGUUGCCGCAGUGCAGUACUUGGUUGAUUCAGGAUGCAAUCCAAAUGCCUUGAAUAUCAAUAACAUGACAGCAUGUGACAUUUCCGCUGUGUGUAAAAACAAGAAAGUCAGAGAGAUCCUGGAAAAGAAGACAAUCAACAGGCCAACAGCAGGGGAUGAUAGUUCUGAGUCUCAAAUCAUUGAAGCUACUGAACAAGGAGACCUGAAGCUAGUCCAGCGUAUUCUUGACAAGGAUCCUAUGCAGAGCAACUACACCUCCGUGGAUGGUGCCACACCCCUCAUGAUAGCCGCCAUGCUUGGACGAAGGGACAUCGCUGAGACCUUGGUCCAGCGAGGAGCAGAGGUCAAUCGACAGGACGUCAAGAGCGGAUGGACGGCCCUCAUGCAGGCCACCUUCCACAGGAGAAAAGAUGUGGUGAAGUACCUGAUCCAAGCUGGAGGUGAUCUCAACAUGCAGGCCCGGGACGGCUGCAAGGCUCUGGAUCUUGCUCUGGUCAUUGUAUCAGAUGAAACGGACAAAGUGGGUAGUGAGCUGACCCGUCUACUUGCUCCUAUCACGAUACUGUCUAUCGGCAACGGUCAACCUGCUGGACAGGUCAAAGCUCAAGGGUCAGAUAGCCAGAUGUGGUCAACAAGGCUGAAUAGUGUGGACCAGAUAGAAGACCAGGAGGCUGCUAAACAGUCUGGUCUCAAGGCAUGGUGGUCUCGCAUGUCCAACCGAUUCCGCAACCUGAAGCUGACCCGCACGUUGCGGGGAGGGCUCGGAUCAACCACCAAGCUCAGCCCCUUCCCAGACGAGACCCUGAAGAGCAUGGGCAGCAGUUCCUACCUUAACGGAGGAGAACCAUCUUCAGCCAGCAGGGAGGGGGGUAAGCCCAGUCAGAGGAGGAAAUCGAAAGAAGGAUCCCGGGUUUCCUUUGGGAAGGCAAGCAUCAAACCAGAUGCUGUUCAGACAUUGGACAUGCAAGCACCUCACUCCAAGACGAGUGACAAACUUCUACCUGUGAUCCCGCCCUUCCUACCGCCUCCAAGUUUUGAGCUUCACAAUGCCGACAAGUCUCGGAGAUCUCACUCUAAAGCACAGGGCAUGGGUCCUGGUAGGCCAAGCACCACGUUAUCAAGCAAUACCACCAACACCACCUCAACCACCACCACCACCGCCGCCUCUACAACCAGCACCAGUAGCUUGCACCGCCCCAUGUUCACCACCCGCCGGCCCGGAAGCACCGGCAUCAGCCCCUCCAACUCCGCCCACUUCACUAGCACCAUCAGUCCCAGCUCCUCUGGGGAGGCGUCAGCGCUGAGCAGGGGGCUGCUGUCGGCACGGAAACAAGGGUAUUCGACGUCCUCGGUUGUGCUGUCGAGCAGGGUGCUUCAUGGGUCGUCCCUGAGCAGAGCAGGUGAUAGCUAUGGGUCUAUUGCCCCAGUGGAAGACCAGCUUGGAACAAGGAAGAGAUAUCCUUCUGCAUCAUCAGUUCCAUCUCUAGCACAGAUACCAUCCUCGCCCACAUCCCAGCCUAGCAACGAAUCUCACACCCCUACCUCUAGCGCCCCUAACCGACGUCACUCAGCUAACCUCACCACCACAAACACUGGCUCCAGCUCCUCCCUCCACCGCCCCAAGGCGCGGUCUCACAGCGGGAGUGCCUCUACCAGGACCUCAUCCACCCUCACCCCCUCGCCGUCCCCCACCCCCAUGGGGAGAGGGAGGAUGAGCGCAGGAGGGUCCAGUCACAGUGGAGGAGGAGGAGGAGGAGGAGGAGGGACCGCUGGAGGGGUGCAGAGAGAGGGCGGGGCCUUCCAAGGUGCUAGGAAGACCAGUGCUGGUAGUAGCAGUAUCAGUGAAGAAGAUGAGCUAUCCAACUUGCUGAGAAAGCUCUCUUUAGAGAAAUACGCACCAAUAUUUGAAGAACAAGAGGUUGAUAUGGAAGCCUUUCUUGCACUGAAUGACUCUGAUCUGAAAGAGAUGGGUAUCCGACACAAGGAGCCCAGGAAUCAGAUCCUAACGGCCAUCACUCAGAUGAACUCGGGUAAGCAACAAGGUAGUCAUGACGACUACUCUCCCUCCGUGGCUAGGUAUGCAUUCCAGAGGUGAUUCAAAUCUUGAUGGACAACACAUGGAUCUGGACAGACAAAAAAUUGACUAACUGUUGAAAGCAACAAGAUAGUCAUGAUAUCUACUCUCCCUCCAUGGCCAGGUAUGCAUUCCAGAGGGGAUUCAGAUCUUGAAGGUCAACACAUGGAUCUCGAUAGACGAAACACAGAUGAAGUCUUGUCAGCAACCAGAUAGCUUGGACAACUAUUCACCGUCUAUGGCUAUGGCUAGGUAUGCAUUCCAGAGGUGAUUCAAAUCUUGAUGGGCAACACACGGAACUCGAUAGACGAAACACAGAUGAAGUCUUGUAAGCGACAAGAUAGUCAUGACAACUGUUCACCGUCUAUGACUAUGGCUAGGUAUGCAUUCUAGAGGUGAUUCAAAUCUUGAUGGACAAGGCAUGGAUCUCAAUGGAAGCAACACAAAUGAACUCUUGUAAAGCAAGAUAGUUGUGACAACUAUUCUUUCUCCAUGGCUCGAUAUGCAUCCAGAGGGGAUUUGAAUCAAACAGACAUUGGCACACAGGUGAAUUCUGUUAAAUACAACAGAGACAUGAGAACUUCUCAUCCUCAAUGACUAAAUAUAUAUUCCAGAGACAUAUUGGAUUUCAAGGGGCGUCAUGCAGAUAAACUGCUGUAAGCAAUAAGAUAGACAUGAGAACUACUCUUCUCUCCAUGGCUAAAUUUGCCUUUCACCACACUUCAUUAUUUAGCAAAAUUCUGAAUUUACUUAUUCAUAGUUAUGAGAAAGUUGAUGAAAGUCAUUAUUUCUCACAUAUACCACAUAAUUGUGCUUAAUGUUUUUAUUUAACAGAGAGGAAAGUCCCAUUGCAUAACAUGAAAUGUGUGUGUUUAAUCUAUCACAGCAUUAAAAGUAUUGGACAAUCAGAAUCAAAGAUAUUGCCAUAUUUAAAAAAAAAGGCAGAUGGAUGAUAAAACUUAUAUUGUGUAUUAUUGGAACUGGUUUUGUAUAGAUAAUUUCAAACAACAGUGUUGUAGUCUUAUCUACACUGUAUAUAAUUUAUUUUUCAGGUAUUUUAUGUGUCCCUUAAUACUUAAUGCCAUGCGCUACCAUCUUUAUCCAAUCAAUAUGAAAUGUAUGUAAUCAUGGAUUUUUAAUAAUUUAUUCAUGUAAAAUUAACAGAAUAUUUAUAAUAAGCAAUCGUUUUAUGACAAAUUUUUUUGGCCAUGAUAAUCAAAUGUAUUCCCUUCUCUCUCCUUCAAGUAUUAGCAAAAUGCAUUAUAUAUUUAAUGAAAAUAAUUGCAGUAUCACUUGAGUAUCGUUUAUUUGCAAGUUCUUUUGAACAAGCAUUAAAUUGUGAACAAGCAUUAAAUGUUUCUAUAUUUAGAAUACUUUUAUUAUUCCAAAACAUACAAAUGUAAUUAAUAUGUGCUCAUGACAUCUUGAUACACUUCCAUUUUUCUACUAUGUUCAACAAUUAUGGCUGAUGCACAUGCAUGAAUAUAAGGCUGAUAUUUGACAAAUAAGUGCUGUUUUAAUACUAUGCAACCAGUAUUCAUUUUUGUAUUAUAAACUUUUAGAACAGGGUAACUAUUGCAUAACAUAAUUUUUACACCAUUUUGCAUCUAGCAUUGAUUUUGUUAUAUGGAGUCAAUGAACCAUUGGGUGUUGAAUUAUUGUUAUUAUAAUUGUGGUAGUACUAUUUAUGCAAAAAAUACCUAUGAAAUAUAUGAAUCUGUGUCUAAUAUUUUGAUUAGCCUUCCAUAUGGAUCAUACUUAUUAAAGUACACUUUUUGAAUAUUGAAGUCUAUGCGAUUAGUCUUAACAACAAAUUACACAUGAAAUUGUUUACAGUAUUAAAUAAACCAAAGAAAAUAGUUUAAAUAUGAUCAGCCUUAUAUGGAUAAUGUAUAUAAAAAAUGAUGUUUCAUUUUUUUUUUAAAUAGUCUUUAUUGUAAAAGGAGACAGAUCAUAUGUUCAAUUUUCAAGUUUCAUAUCAGUUUGACAAAAGCGAGAAAAAGAAAUGAAUGUCCCAUAAUUUAACAACACAUAUUGAGCUUCAAAGUUGUCUUUUAUAGAUAUAAUACAUUUGUUUAGAUUUUGAUUAUCUAACAUGAUUGGAAGUUCUACAAACAUUUGAAUUGUAUUCACUUUGUUUGAUGAGUAAAAUGAUUUUUCAUAAUGACAACACUAUGGAAAAAUAUUGAUGCUGAUUUUUUAUUCCAUCCUAUUUGACUGGCUAAAACAUUAAAGGUUCAUCACAAAACUUUCAUCCCAUGUUUUACAGUCCAAGUUGUGCCAAAUGUCAUAAUUGCGUGAUCAAGUACUGCUGGAAGUUUUCUGAGCUUCUAGGUUACACCCUGCAUGAGUUGAAUCUAUUUGAGCACGUAAAAAUAGUUCCACUAAUGCAAAAUUUGACAUACAAAGUGUAAAGAACACACAAUUUGCAUAGUUUGGUUUUAAACAAAAUGAUUUGACUUAAUAGGGAGAUUUAAUUGUUUGUUAUAAUGAAAGUGUGCAUAAAUCUUGAUUCUUAUAUAAUUAUCUUAAAUUUUACUACACUGUAAUUUUGUUAGACUAGAAAGAAUGUGAAUUGUAAACAUUUUAUCAAGGCAACUCAUUUUAUUAAAUAGUGGUGAAUGUGAAUUCGAAAUCCCUUUUUAAGGUAGUGUUCUAUUCUGGGAUUCAAAACAGAAUGCUCAUAUUAUCCAACGAAUGUUCAUUCAAAGUUAAGAACUCAAUAAUCUGUAAAUUCAUAGUAAAAGAGCAUGCAAUUGCAAAGUAGGGAGCAAAGAGAGACGGAAAGAUCAGGCUGAUACUUUGUGUUGGUGAAUUUUAGCAAGUUUGUGCUAAUUGCUGUCUCUUAACAAUCAGAUUGACUUUUAUCCAGUCACUCAUGAAAAUAGGUUAGCAUUAUCAGUACUCGGGGAGUAUCUUUACCACACAGCUCGAGAGUAUUUUUAUGGAGAAAAUGUGCUCUGGAAUGAAAUGCAAAUUACAGCAGGUUUCAUUAAUUAGGUAUUGAAGGGAAAGUGAAUGAAUUACUGCAUUGGGAGAGGAUAGUAGUUAUUUCUUUGAAGGAUGGCUCGAGAAAAAUUAAUAUACUUGUACACAUAUUUAUUAUUGUAAACAUUUUUGAAACACACUGUGCUUCCAUUGUCAUAGAAGACUCAGUACUAUGUUAAUUGUAUUCUGUUUGAAAAAUAUUCAAACUUGACGAUUCUGUCCAAGGUAUGAUAAUAAAUCAGAUGCUAUUUAUGAACUUUA